ACUACUAUUGUUCUGCCUUUCAAAAUAAAUUACUAUUGUUCUAAUCUUAUCUUCAACUAAAUAAUCUUAAUCAUUCAACUAAUCUUCAUUCACACAGAUUCAAAGGAUGGGUGUAGUGAUAAUAGACGGCACCACCGUAACAAACUUCAUAGCCGACGACGAGCGUUUCACCAACAGCGUCAACGAACAGUUUUCAUCUCUCGAUCUCAACAACGACGGCGUUCUAUCACGCGCAGAGCUUCGCACGGCCUUCGAAUCGAUGAGACUGAUCGAGGCACACUUCGGCAUCGACGUAUCCACCCCGCCGGAGCAACUCACGCGCCUUUACGACUCCGUGUUCGACAGUUUUGACGGUGAUGGAAGUGGCACUGUAGAUCGUGACGAGUUUAAAGCCGAGAUGAAGAAGAUCAUGCUCGCGAUCGCUGAUGGAUUGGGAUCUUCUCCGAUUCAGAUGGUUCUGGAAGAUGAUUCGCAGAGUCUUCUUCAGAAAGCUGCGGAUCUUGAAGCUUCUAAGUACGCUGCCGUUUGAUUCGCUGCCGUUUUGGUUUUUUUAUGUUCUGUUAUGUGUCGUUUUGGUAUCCUUUUGUAUAUUUGGGGAUAUUAUUAACAUUAUGAUAUCACUGAUGAAAAUCUGAUUGUAUUUAA
Vicia villosa (hairy vetch) is the source of this 645-nucleotide messenger RNA. RefSeq lists its product as uncharacterized. NCBI's taxonomy places the organism in Eukaryota, Viridiplantae, Streptophyta, Magnoliopsida, Fabales, Fabaceae. Gene Ontology annotation, molecular function: calcium ion binding. Bases 107 to 529 code for a protein of 140 amino acids. The transcript has a single exon. The record is from RefSeq and is a predicted model, not a curated record.